Ilex paraguariensis (yerba mate) is the source of this 702-nucleotide messenger RNA. NCBI's taxonomy places the organism in Eukaryota, Viridiplantae, Streptophyta, Magnoliopsida, Aquifoliales, Aquifoliaceae. The record is from the annotation of a GenBank genome assembly.
AUGGAGAUGAUUCUGGAAGAGGGGCUAGAGACAAGUCCCACAUUAAACAUUGUGGAGGGUGUGGAGGUGACCCCUGAUGUGAAUAGUCAAAAGGUGGAGGAAGGUAUUGUUGAUUUUUCAAUUAAUAAGUUGAAAAAGGUUGUGAAUGAGCUUGAAAAUCUGGAUGAGGAAGAUAUUCAAAUAGUAGAUAGAGUGGAUGCGGAAAAUGGAGAAGAUGUUCAACAAUUAUUGUUGUCUUCUGUUCAGGAGGUGGAGAAGGAUAACAUGGAGAAUGAAAUGGAAUUGGGAGAUAAAUCAAAUUCGGAGUCUGUCCGUUUACUGAAUAAAGAGUUUUCUUCUUCUCGUUCAAUUUCUUUUUUUGUGGAUAGACAGUAUGAUGUAAAGAGAUUAGAAAAUUGCCCAUUGAAUGAUAAUUUGGAUUUGGUAAAGUACAAGGAGCCUCCGGAUAAAGGAUUUUUGUUUGAUCAGGAAAGUUCCAAGUCUUGGGCUGAUAGAGUAGAGGAUAGUGAGGAUGCAGAUGAAGAUUAUGUGCCUUCUACGGGUAAUACCAAGCUUGGAUUAAGAUUUUUUGUGGAAAAUCCUGUGGCUGAGAAAAAUGUGUGGUUGUUGUGGAAUGGGGAUCUGGAUGUGAAGGUGGUUAAGGAGCAUGAACAGGCCAUAUCUGUGGUUGUGUCCUGUUUAGGUUCUGAUUUUUUUUUAUAA